This is a messenger RNA of Vigna angularis (adzuki bean), 1464 nucleotides long. Its product is annotated as PKS-NRPS hybrid synthetase cheA-like. Gene Ontology annotation, biological process: regulation of DNA-templated transcription. The record is from RefSeq and is a predicted model, not a curated record. Bases 1 to 1464 code for a protein of 487 amino acids. Lineage: Eukaryota; Viridiplantae; Streptophyta; Magnoliopsida; Fabales; Fabaceae. The transcript has 2 exons.
AUGGAUGAAUAUCUUCAUAUGGAUUCUCAAGUUGGUUCUAGUUUAAUAUCCGAUUUCUCUUCAUUCAUUAGCAAAGUUGGAGAGGAAGAUUUGACAAAUAAAUUUAUCACAAAUGAAAUAUUUCGUUCACGGGAGCACUUAAUUGAUUGGGUAAGAGGGAUGCCUUAUGAUUUAGGAUUUUUUGUGGUAAUAGUAAAAUCUGAUAUAACUACUGGUGUACGUGAAAGAAAAACGUUCGUCAUACUUGUAUGUGAAAGAGGAGGGAAAUAUCGAAAAUACAAAGCUGAUCCGGUGCCUAGUGUAUACGACACUCGUAAAUGUGAGUGUCCGUUUAGAUUAAAGGGUAAACCAUGUUCAGACGGGGAUGGAUUGGUGUUGAAGGUGAUGUGUGGACAUCACAACCAUGAGUUGGCUGAAACUUUAGUUGGACAUCCUUAUGCUGGCAGGUUAAAUAUGAGUGAGCAAUCAUUACUAGUUGAUAUGACAAAGAGUAAAGUUACACCUGCAAAUAUUUUAUUAACCCUCAAACAAAAUAAUGAUCAAAAUAUCACAAUGAUUAAACAAAUCUACAACGCAAGGCAAACGUAUAAACGAUCAUUGAGAGGGUCCAGAACUGAACUACAACAACUUAUGAUGUUGUUGGACUGGGAUAAGUACAUUCAUUGGAGUAGGUGUGCCGACGAUUCAGAGGUUGUUACUGACCUGUUUUGGACACAUCUUGAUGCGGUGAAAUUGUUAAACUCAUUUAAUGUUGUAUUUUUUAUGAAUUCCACAUAUAUAGACUUCCGUUGCUUGAGAUAUAGACUUCCGUUGCUUGAGAUUGUGGGCAUGAUGACUACAGGGUUAAAAUUCUCUACAACAUUUGCUUUCUUGUCUACUGAACGACAGAGUAAUUUCACAUGGGCUUUGAAAAAGCUGAAAGGUUUAUUUUUAACAUCUGAAGCUGGUCCUAAAGUCAUUGUCACUGACCGAGACUUGGCCUUGAUGAAUGUUAUUUCAAAUGUAUUCCACGAGUCAUAUAAGAUGUUAUGUCAUUUCCACAUCCUUAAAAAUGUUAAAGCUAAAUGCAAAAUGUUAGUUCAUUCUACUGAGGUUUUGGAUGUGUUGAUGGAUGCAUGGCAAAAUGUGAUGGAUUGUGCUGAUGAGAGCUUGUUUGUUGAGUAUGUGAAUGGUUUUCAAUAUGCGAGCAGUUCAUGGCCUUUGUUCUUUGAAUAUGUGAAUCAGACUUGGAUUAUUCUGGUUGAGUAUGCUCAUUGGAGUUUGAAGAAAGUUUUGGGCAAUAGUAUGGGUGAUUUGUGUUCUUGUUGGGAUAGUAGUCAUAACGUCGUUAUCCUACAACACAACAAGAUUAAGGCAUCAUUUGAAAGAAGUCUGUGGCUCACGAGUGACCCUUUUAAAGGAUACAGAUAUCGAAAACUUAUUGGGCGUGUCUCUAUGCAUUGGAUCUCAUUGCUAAGGAAUUAG